CGAGGUCGGGGGUCACGCGCCCGCGCCGCUUUCUCUAGGCGGGCCGGGAGGGCGCAGGGCGGCUCGAGGGUGCGCCAGGGAGCGGGCGCCGGGGCCAGUAUGGGGCGCGCAUGGCGCCGUGCGGAGCAGCGAGGGGCUGUGCGGCUCGGGAGGGUCUGAGGCGCGGGGGGCCAGACGGAGCCGCGUUCUUCGAAGGAAGACGGAGAGCGGGGGGCGGGAAGCGGACGCCUGAGGUUGUGGGGGCCUCGCCCCUUCCCCGCCGAGGCCUAGGAGAAAUGGCAGAACCCCCGGCCGGCCCUGCCACCGCGCCGGAACCCGUGACCGGGGGUGCGCUAACCCGCUUCACGCCGCGGUGGAGGCGACGGGCACAGGGCAAGGUCUCGCCAGCCUCCUCCUUAUCUGCAGAGCCCUGGGCCCGCGCCCGCUCCCUGUGCCUCCCGCCGCUCCUCUCCAACAUAAAGUUCAUUUCGUUGCAGCCAGCAUCCUUGGAGAGCUCUCUAGUGCAGCGCCUGGAGAGGCCGCUGAGUACUCGUGUGUGGAUCGGUUUUAGGACCGUUUGUGCGCCUGCCAGGCUCCAGGUCCCUUUAUAGGGGGGCAUUGUGGCGCGCGGUGUGUAAUGGGGUAGAUGCUUUCCGACUGUUCGGUUUCUUAUAGCCCUACCUUUAAAGCUGUAUUUUGAUAUUCCGUCUUUAGAUUCUUUUCCACUUUUGAUCCCCCCCCCCAAACCCCACCUCAUGUAUCCGACGAUUUCAAAGAGCAUCAUUAGGGGAGAAGUUGAGAAACCUGGGCUCGAGUUUUCCUGUGCGUGAAAGGAACAUGUUUUCAUGUUGUCUAUUGCUUUAAGAGGAGCGCUAUGAAGUUAAAGGAACGUGGCAUAUCUUUGAAGUGGAAGACAAAAGGAAAAAUUCUGUGGAAGGAGACGCAAGGGCAGAUAGGCUUCCAGAAACUUUUGCUGCCCAUAAUUUUAGUGAAUAUUGGUGAAACCGGGGGACACUGUUUACCUUGACUCCUGUGAAAUCGAAGGCCCACCAGUUUGCACCACCUCUUGGCUGUGUAACCCUUUGAGCAAGUUGCUUAGCCUCUUGGUUCUUUUGUUUCCAGGUACUUAAAAUGGGGAUUGAUAAUACCAAUCUUACAGGGUUGUUGGUGAGUAUAAAGUAACAGUACACAUAAGGUGCUUAGAACAGUUCUUGGCAUGUAGUUUUUAUUACUUACCUGUGCCUUCCUUCCCCUGAAGAUUCCAAACUAAAGAAUUCUGACAUUACUACUUAAUGUUUGCUCAGAAUCCUGAGCCUAUCGUUAAAGACCCUUAGGCCCUUGUUUUCCAUCCGUGGCUGUAAUGUUGACCUGAAGGUAUAGUAUAAUUCCAUAUGAUUAGAGGCUUUCUACUGGGUGUUUAUUUUUAUCAUUAAAUAAGGUUGGAAACUAUCACUAUACUAGGUAUGUCUGUGAUAGCUGUGUUGGGUAAAUGAAACCUUGGAACUUCUUUGGCUGUUUAGUUUUUCAUCGGAAAAUACUUCAUUUACGGUCUUAGGCUAGGCACAGUUUAUUUUGGAUCCAAUACCAAAAAGGCCAUGAUUGCAGCAAUACUUGGUUUCUCAUGUUUCUGGAAUGGCUGUGGGACUCGGGAGGGGAAUUUCUGGGCAGUCUGGCAGCACUUCUUGUUAAAGAAUGGGGAAGCUUGGUAUGAAUCUAAUCUAAUCUUUACUAUUAGGAUAUCAGCAGUACUUCCUUGGAUUACUCUAGAGCAACUACUAAGCAGCUUUACGUCAGUUUGGACUCAGGGAAGGGAAGGUUAGAGGUUAGAGAAUGGUAUCCAUAAAGUAGCAUCUUUUGGGUGGAUGCUGUGGAGUCAGAGACCUCUUUAUUCCUUGCCCUCUCUCCACGUACACAAAUACAAAUGUCUGCUGACAGAUACCCUUUCUAUGAGCUUAAAAGUUUUAAGUUAUCUGGAAAGCACUACUGAAAGACUGUUCUGUCUUCUGAUUCUUCUCUUCCAUGAAAGCUGCUGUUUAUACACAUAGCAUAAUCACAAAAUGAGAAACUGAGUUUAUGAACAAGAGCACCACUUAACUGCAGCAGUAUGCUGGCCCGAUUUGGGAGAAGUAGGGAUGCUAUAAGUUCACUUAUUAAACUUUGGAAUGAGACAGUUUAAUAGUAAUGUAGGGUUGAAAGUUGAAUUUGGUUUGUUGAGAGUAGAGAACAGUAUCUUCUUGGAACCUCUUUACUUGUUCCUGAACAAGGAGGAAGGGGAGUGACGUCUUGGAAGAGUUUAGUGUUUGAGGCAGAAGGCGAAGCAUUUUGCCCUGGUAUUGUUGUCAUCUUUGUCUCUGUGGUUUGAAUAAAAUAUUUUGGAAAAAGAAGGCCCGGAGCAUUUGAAUGUGCAGAAUAUAAAAAUUUGGAAGACCCUGACCCUUGUCGUCUCACUCAUCAGAUGCCAUUUAUUGUUUUGAUAAUUUAACAAACACAUAUCGAACAGUUGAGAUUUAUUGGCCCGUGGAGACACAAAAAACAGCCCUUCAGGUAUCAUCAGGAAUAUCAUGGAUAAAAUGCGACAUUGUUUGUAUUAUAAACUAUAAUAACAUCAGAAUGGAAUGUAAAACAUUUGGCCGGGAAUGAUAAAAAUAUAUUUAUUGUCUAAUUCCUCUUCCACUUUUAAUUUAUGAAGUAACUUACGUUUUUUUUUUUUAAUGUAGGGGCCAAAGUUUCCAGUAAAAACUUAAAUUGGGAAGUUAGGGUUCUCAGUCUUGUCUUUGUGCUUAGUGCUAGUAGGUCAUCAUGUAUGGGUUAUUUUUGUUUGUAUUGGUCCCAUUUAUCACUAAUGAUCAAGUGUUUGUUAAAACUCCUAGGUAAUGGAAGGAGAAGCCUACAGGUUAGUUAUUAAAGUUUAAACAGGCUCCAAAGAGCAGAAGGAGGCAUAUGUGCAGCCAGAGAAUCUUGUAGUAAGUGUUGUCUGUACAUACAAUUUUUCUUUGCUUUAAGAAAAGGCAUGUCAAGGAAAAUAUGUACUCAAAUUUUUAAGGCCAGGCUAUAUCCAAGAGGGCAGUAUGUGUCAUUGGAAUAAAUGAAUUGAGUAGUCUAAUAAUAAGCAUUCUUCACAUUUGCGAGAGAAAAAUUAUUCAAACAAGUGUGAGGGCAGAACAUUUUUUCUGAGGCAUGAGUGGGUGUAAGUUGGUUUAAUAGACUGUAUUAUUUCAAUAUAAAGGGUCUCUGAAAUUGUUCACAGAGCUUUGAGUUGUGUUCUAGGAUCAAUGUGUCAGGCUGGGAGGCCAUGUUGGUUCACCCAAAGGGAAACACGCUGCUAUAUACCUCUGGUUAGGAGGAAAUCAGAGGAAGCUCUCUGUAUGAGAACUAAGAAGAACAAAGACCAACCUAUACAGAAGCAAGACUUCAGUGCCCUGACAUGUCAGCAGCCAAAGAGGUGUGAAAGCUGGUUAAGCCUCAGCAACGGGCAGAGAAAGUGUUCUGUUUAAAUCCUAUUCUAAGAACUUGGACACUCAGGCAUCCACCAUGGUGUUGGGUCCUGAACAGAAGAUGCCAGAUGAUGAUGCUUCUGGAGACCAUGGGGACUCUCCCAGUCUUGGUACCCUCAACCCUGCCUACAGUAGCUCAUCUCUCCCCCAGUCCGCUGAGCACUCACAGGAGCCCUUUACCACCUACUUCGAUGAGAAGAUCGCCAUUCCUGAGGAGGAGCAUUCUUGUUUUAGCUUUCGUAAACUCUGGGCUUUCACGGGACCCGGCUUUCUUAUGAGCAUUGCCUACUUGGAUCCAGGAAACAUCGAAUCUGAUUUGCAGUCUGGAGCAGUGGCUGGAUUUAAGUUGCUCUGGGUUCUUCUGUUGGCCACCAUCGUGGGGCUCCUGCUCCAGCGCCUUGCAGCCAGACUGGGAGUGGUCACGGGGUUGCAUCUUGCCGAAGUCUGUCACCGUCAGUAUCCCAAGGUCCCACGAAUUAUCCUAUGGCUGAUGGUGGAGUUGGCUAUCAUUGGCUCAGAUAUGCAAGAAGUUAUUGGCUCAGCCAUUGCCAUCAAUCUCCUGUCUGUAGGAAGGGUUCCUCUGUGGGGUGGAGUUCUCAUCACCAUUGCAGAUACCUUUGUAUUUCUCUUUUUGGACAAAUAUGGCUUACGGAAGCUAGAAGCAUUUUUUGGCUUUCUCAUCACCAUUAUGGCCCUCACAUUUGGAUAUGAGUAUGUUACAGUGAAACCCAGCCAGAGCCAGGUACUCAAGGGCAUGUUCCUGCCAUCCUGUUCAGGCUGUCACACCCCGCAGAUCGAGCAGGCUGUGGGCAUCGUGGGAGCUGUCAUCAUGCCACAUAAUAUGUACCUGCAUUCUGCCUUAGUCAAGUCCAGACAGGUAAAUCGAGCCAAUAAGCAGGAAGUCCGAGAAGCUAAUAAGUACUUUUUCAUUGAAUCCUGCAUUGCUCUCUUUGUUUCCUUCAUCAUCAACGUCUUUGUCGUCUCAGUCUUUGCCGAAGCAUUUUUUGAAAAAACCAACAACCAGGUGAUUGCAGUCUGUAGAAAUAACAGCAGUCCCCACACUCACCUUUUUCCUGAUGAUAACUCGACACUGGCUGUGGACAUCUACAAAGGGGGCGUUGUUCUGGGAUGUUACUUUGGGCCUGCUGCACUCUACAUCUGGGCAGUGGGGAUCCUGGCUGCAGGACAGAGCUCCACCAUGACAGGAACCUAUUCUGGCCAGUUCGUCAUGGAGGGAUUCCUGAACCUAAAAUGGUCACGCUUUGCUCGAGUGAUUCUGACCCGCUCUAUUGCCAUCAUCCCCACUCUGCUUGUUGCCAUCUUCCAGGAUGUAGAGCAUCUAACAGGAAUGAAUGACUUCCUGAAUGUUCUGCAGAGCUUACAGCUUCCCUUUGCUCUGAUACCCAUCCUCACGUUUACGAGCUUGCGGCCAGUAAUGAAUGACUUUGUCAAUGGAAUAGGCUGGAGGAUUGCAGGCGGAAUAUUGGUCCUUAUCGUCUGUUCCAUCAACAUGUACUUUGUCGUGGUUUAUGUCCAGGAACUCGGGCAUGUGGCAUUGUACGUGGUAGCUGCUGUGGUCAGUGUGGCUUAUCUGAGCUUUGUGUUUUACCUGGGUUGGCAAUGUUUGAUUGCAUUGGGCAUGUCCUUCCUGGACUGUGGACACACGUACCGUCUGGGAUUGACAGCUCAGCCUGAACUCUACCUCCUGAACACCGUGGAUGCUGACUCACUUGUGUCUAGAUGACCGACAGCCUGAGAGACUGUAUAAGAACCCCUUUGUCUUAAUCCUUUUGUGCCAGGUGUCCUGUUAACAUAUCUCUGUUAGUUCAGAGGUGAGUUUUGUUCAGAUGUUUUGAACAAAAGGCAAAGAUUUCCUCGUGGGAAGGGCAUUAAAAGCUGACAGCUCUAAGUGUAGGACAGAGACCCACCCAUCUCAACAGUCCUACAAUAGCCAGAGUUAAAUGAUUGGCCUGUCAUGGCCACACACCCCUAUGGGCUUGUGUCUUGACUUCUGGCAUUUUUUAAAAAUAUAUACGUGUAUAUAUUUAUGUAAACCUGAACAUAUCAGUUUGGGUAGAGUUUCAAGGUUAUAUAAAAUUGAUAGGUCUGUCUUAUUUUUUUAAAGAUAAUAUUCAGGUAAAUCAGAUCCUUGUUUUAUCUGGGUCACAAGUGAGAAAAGAGAGGGAGUAAUGCUCUUUUUCAGAAUGAUCUGGUCAGAUUAACUUACCUUUUAAAGUGAUACUUGACUAUGGCCAGUUAAAUUCCAUGUGGGUUUUCAUCGACCAGACCUUAGCGAUUACUUCAUACCAGCACAUCAUUUCUAAGGAAAACAUUUCCUCUUUGCAAGCAGUCAUUUGGUCCUGGUUAUUGGCGUGCUUUGUAAUUAUAAUUCUCUCUGUUGCUUUUUUUGAAAUCUUGUCAGAGGUAUGAUGGUAUUUUCCAAAGAGCUUAAUACCUUGUAAUAAGAUUCAGAAACCACCCUCUAACCAAUGAUCAGUUUUCCAUGUGACAUUGUAACUCAGCCCAUUCUAGCCUUCAGGUUUUAGGUAUAAAAGAAGAAACUUCUAGCAUUUAAUUUUGUAAAGUUCCAACAGAAGAUGUUGGAGGUGUUUGUUUUCUUCCUAAUGUUUGUAGAGUCCUACCAUGUCUCUUCUUCCCAUUUUUCCCAUUAAAACUCCAAACAUCAUUUCUGGGUCCAAAGUCUAUUUCCAGGAAUGGCUAAUAUUUCUAAUGUUGAAUUUCCCUGAAUGCUAAGCAUUUUAUUUUAAGAUAUUUAUACCAAGUAAUACGAGAUUAGAACUAGACUAGGACUUGGACAACUAGUUCUUAUGUCAUAAACUGCCUGCCUACAUGUGGGUUAUAGACUCUUUUUGACCCUUUUUCUUAACUGGGACUUUUCCCUUAUGAUUUUUUGUAAUAAAAAAGUUAAUACUUAAAAA
This is a messenger RNA of Ailuropoda melanoleuca (giant panda), 6412 nucleotides long. It is a transcript of the gene SLC11A2, whose product is annotated as solute carrier family 11 member 2. The coding region runs from base 3511 to 5217 and encodes 568 amino acids. Gene Ontology annotation, biological process: manganese ion transport; iron ion transmembrane transport. The record is from RefSeq and is a predicted model, not a curated record. NCBI's taxonomy places the organism in Eukaryota, Metazoa, Chordata, Mammalia, Carnivora, Ursidae. Gene Ontology annotation, molecular function: ferrous iron transmembrane transporter activity; cadmium ion binding; cadmium ion transmembrane transporter activity. Gene Ontology annotation, cellular component: endosome membrane; lysosomal membrane; plasma membrane. The transcript is spliced from 17 exons.